This is a messenger RNA of Colletotrichum destructivum, 2346 nucleotides long. RefSeq names its product Putative carboxylesterase, type B, carboxylesterase type B, active, alpha/Beta hydrolase. Lineage: Eukaryota; Fungi; Ascomycota; Sordariomycetes; Glomerellales; Glomerellaceae. The coding region runs from base 205 to 2004 and encodes 599 amino acids. The record is from RefSeq and is a predicted model, not a curated record. The transcript has 3 exons.
GUUCUUCUCCUACGGGCCCUCCGGAGCUGGCUUCGGAGGAAGCUCUUGUCGAUUUACAGUACGGGGCAGGCAACCCGAAGCGUUCACGAGUAGGUAGGUAUAUAGAUAGGUAGAUGUUGGAUACUCCCCAAGUCCUGCCGGGUUCCUGGCUCAUCGUCAACGACCACCCUCUUGUCUGCCCAACUCAGACGUUCAUUUCUUACCAUGCUGCAGCAACUUGCCGUCCUCGCCUCAGCGCUGGGCCUCUGCCAUGCGACUACGCAGAUCGUCACCGGAGCCUCUCUCUUUGUCGGAGACUCGUCGCCUAUUGUGAACACUUCGUACGCCCGGUUCCAAGGCAAGAACGACGAUAGGACGGGCACCUCCAACUAUCUAGGCAUUCCCUAUGCCACAGCCGCGCGAUUCAGCCAUUCAGUCCUGGCCGAGACUGCCGUGUCCGGCGUGCAGAAUGUCUCAGCCUACGGCGUCGUCUGCCCACAGCAUGAGCUCCCGUCGUCCAUCGACCCGUCCGUGCUGCCGCUGGGAAGCCUGUCUGGCGUGCUUGUCGCAGCGCUGUCGCAGUCCACUCUCGAGCAGGGAGAGGACUGCCUCUCGGUCAACAUCCACGUGCCGCAGAACACCAGCAGCACCGCCGGCCUGCCCGUGCUGGUGUGGAUCCACGGUGGCGGUUUUGAGGCCGGCGCGGGCGGCUCGCUGCUGGAGACCGGCGUUGAAAGCCCGGGCGUCGUCUACGAGGCCGCCAACAUCGUCGAGCGCAGCGUAGCCAUGGGCCAGCCCAUCGUCGUUGUCUCAAUUAACUAUCGGUUGAACCACUUCGGCUUCAGCGCCUCCAAGGAGCUGGCCGACGCCGGGCUGCUGAACCUGGGCUUUGGCGAUCAGCGCAACGCACUGCGUUGGGUCAAGAAGCAUAUCGGGCCGUUCGGCGGCGACGCUGACAAGGUGACAAUCUGGGGCGAGAGCGCCGGCAGCUGGUCGGUGGCCGCGCAUCUCGUCGCCAACGGUGGCGACCACGAGGGCCUCUUCAGGGCGGCCAUCGGCAGCUCAGGCGGACCGCUAAAGGUUGAAGGUCCUGCGAGGCAGCAGGCCACCUUCGAUUCCCUUGUCAGCUACGUCGGCUGUAACGACGCCGCGGACGUCAUCGCCUGCCUGCGAGAGGCUGCGUACGAUGACAUCUACACGCACAUGCAGACGGUGCCGUAUUUCCUUGGCUACAACAGCCUGGCCUCGUCGUGGACCAUUCGCCCUGAUGGCGACGUUUUCACCGAUAGCCCCGACAAACUUGUCGCUUCCGGGGCCAUCGCCGAUGUUCCUCUUCUUUGGGGCGACAUGCGGGACGAGGGCACACUCUUCUCCUUGGUCAAUGCUGCAAACACCACCACCGACGACGAGGUGCUGGACUACUUCCUGACCAACUGGUGGCCCAACGCUACCGAGGCCCAGCUCGAGAAGCUCCUGACACUGUACCCGGCCAACCAGACGGUCGGCUCGCCGUUCGGCACGGGCGACAGCAACGCGCUGUACCCUCAAUUCAAGCGCAUCUCGGCCAUCACCGGCGACUACAGCUUCGAGAGCCAGCGGCGGCAGCUGCUGGCGGCCGCGCCGGGCAGCAAGUGGAACUACCUGGCCGAACAGGCGCUGCCCGCGGCGGUGCUGGACGGCACAGCGACGCUGGGAGAGGUCACGGCGGCCGACUACGCCGAUGUCGGCACGCUGGAGGCGGUGCCGUUCCUGGGGAGCUUCCAUGCGAGCGAUGUGGUACUCAACUUCUUCGGCGCGCUGCCAUCCAACAACUCGCGGCGGAUGAUGGGCGCGCUGAUUGCCUUCGUCAGCCGCCUCGAUCCCAACGCGCACGAUAUGGACGGCGUGCCCGCCUGGCCACAGUACGACUCGGUCAGCCGGUCGACGAUGCUGUGGCAUGAGAGCGGUGCCGAGAUCGUGGCUGAUGAUUAUCGCGAGGAGGCCAUCGCGUACCUGAACGAAAUCGGGGAUUCCUUGCGUAUCUAGUCCCAAUGAUGGACAUUGACGAAUCUGAACAAAUGUGCCACAUGCACAGCAAAUAAAACGCAUGACUAUGCCAAAGACCUCGGAUAAUCGAGGGUGCUUUCUUUCACCUGCAAUCCGUGCAAGCCUGAGCAGCGCUCUCCGCACACGCCUCUUACAUUGAUUUGUAUUUGAAGAAACUGUGUAAAACAGUCCUGAUCACACUGCUGCCAGCUAUAGCGUUCAAAUACCGAUUUGCAACGGGGCUAUUAGAGAGCCUUUGGGAAAAAAGAUCGCGAGUCAAUCCCUCGGAAAAACCACCUUAUGUUGACUUACACUUCCACAACGACGCAUAUCUGUCUUAUA